AUCGUCAGUCAGCGUCCAGUUCUGUGGAGAUAACAUCGUUCCUGCCGGGAAUUUACUCCAAGUCGGAAGGAAGCUCCAUUAUGUGGAUAUGAAUUUUAAAACCCAAAGUGACUAUGUGCUUUCUCACAACUUUGACAUCAUGUGACACGUCGGACUGCCCAAUGGAGACGACUACGAUAAUUACCACGACAAACGGUCAAGUCAAGAGAAUUCUUCAAGAACCUCCCGAGCCCAACGUUACAAGUCUUUUGAAUGCAUCCGCCCCAUUCCACCAUCACAUGAACAAUGCAGUGUUGGGUAUUCUGCUUGGCACACUGUCCCUUCUGACGGUUAUCAUGAACCUGCUGGUACUUUUUGCCGUAAGAAAGGAACGGACUUUGCACACUGUUGGGAACCUCUACAUUGUCAGCCUCUCCAUAGCAGACCUCAUUGUUGGGGCUACAGUCAUGCCCUUGAAUCUGGUCUACCUCCUUGAGGAUGAGUGGAAACUGGGUCAUGUUAUUUGCCAGUUCUGGCUGGUCAUGGACUAUGUGGCAAGCACAGCCUCCAUUUUCAGUUUGUUCAUUCUUUGCUUGGACAGGUACCGCUCCGUACGCCACCCCUUACAGUACCUAAAGUAUCGGACACGAGGAAGAGCAACGUUGUUGAUUUGUAGCGCAUGGCUUCUCUCCAUGACCUGGAUCAUUCCCAUCCUGGGGUGGCGGAUGUUUGCUCAGGUCGACAGGAAGCCAGAGCUGGAGAACCAGUGUGACACGGACUUCCGCUUUGUGACCUGGUUCAAAGUUCUGACAGCCAUCCUCAACUUCUACAUUCCUUCCUUUCUGAUGCUUCUGUUCUACUCGCAGAUCUUUAUCGCAGUUCGCGAUCAUUACAGAGAAUGGGAGAACUUCGCUGGUCCGAUGGUGAAAACAGAAGUGGAUGAUACAUUACAUAAUGGAAUGCAGCUGCAGAUAACCAAAGCCUCGGAGAGAGAGAGUCUUGCGUCACAAGCGUAUUCUCAGAACGAGGGACUGUUGGAUCAGUACAGUUUGGAGCAGCCUUACAACUCAAGGGACAACAACGAGGACAAUACAGAUUCCUUAUCUGAGACAAAGAGAAAGAGUUGUUACAAGAAGAAACCAAUGUUCAGUCUUUCGAAACGCAUAAGAAAGAGUGUACAAGACUCUAACGAGAUUUCGUUCCAGAGCGAUGAUGGGGAAACCAUCGCCGAAGGCCCGCCAGCAUUAUCUCUUGCCUUUCUGCAGUCCGAGAAUAACACUCAGCCCAAAACGUUCAUAAAUGCGAACGACUGUAAUGUGUUAGUGCCGAACUCUGUUGGUAACAUUUGUGAGAGUGCACCAACUGUGGAUAUUCACAAUUACACCACAGUUCUUUGCAAUCACAGCACUCCACCGUCACCGCCAUCACCAUGGGCUGAGAACAGCCCUCCGCUGGACGCCUCCAAUGCGCUCCCCAUCAAACAAACAUGGCAAAAGCUUUGUGAGCAAUCUAAGCAGAGCAUCCACAGCAUGCGCAUCCGAAAGGAGCGAAAGGCCGCCAGGCAGCUUGGCUUCAUCAUUGGUGUCUUUAUGGUGUGCUGGAUCCCAUACUUCAUCACCUUCAUGGUCAUGGCCUUGUGUGAGACCUGUGUCCAUCAUGACCUUCACAUGUUCACAAUUUGGCUAGGGUACAUCAACUCCACCCUGAAUCCCUUCAUAUACCCACUGUGCAAUGAAAACUUCAAAAGGGUGUUCAAAAAGAUAUUUCAUAUUAAUAGAUGAAGUUUUGGAGACAUGAUAAACUGUUAGCACGCCUGCUGCAUUGGUGUUUUCUCAAGUGUUUCUCGUGACACAUUUGUACGUUGGUAGUUCAGUGCAUCUGCCAUGCUUGUGUUAUUUUUGGGCAUCAGAGAUCUUGUAAGUACAGAGCAAUUUUAUUAUUUAUUGCCGAGCGUCGGUUUGACAUGUCUGCAAUCUGCAUCAGAUUCUAUGAUAAACUGCUUCAGUCCAGAGUAUUGGGUUAGUUCACUCAAAAAUGAAAAUUCUGGCAUUAAAUACUCACCCUUAUAUCGUUCCAAACCCGUAAGACUUUUGUUCGUCUUUGUAACACAAAUUAAGAUAUUCUACAUGAAAUCCAAGAGCUUUCUGAACCUGCAUAGACAGCAACGCAACUACCACGUUCAAGGCCCAGAAAGCUAGUAAGGACAUUGUUCAAAUAGUCCAUGUGACAUCAGUGGUCCACCCUAAUUUUAUGAAGCUACGAGAAUACUUUUUGUGCACAAAGAAAACAAAAAUAACAACUUUAUUCAACAAUUUCUUCUCUUCUGUUGUACCAUGCAUGUGUAAAAAAAGAAACUGUUGCAUAAAGUCGUUCUUUAAGGCGGGUCAAUAUCACCAAAGAGUGCCUUUCAACCCUCACAAUACCCAAAAAUUUUGGUCACAGAUUUUUAGAUAAUUAUGGGCCAUUAUUCAAAGCAUAAACCAUAUGAUAUGUCCACCCUGUCAUGUAUAUGUAUUACUGUGAAAUACAUUUUCAUUGCAAAUUAUAAAUACAUAAAAGAUUUUAUGUAAACCAUGUGUUUUUAAACAAACUCAUACAAUACAUGUAUUUUUUCUUAUUUGGAGAAAACUGCGAUAUUUGGAUGCAGUUUUCUGUUAUUUAUUAUAUUGCCCCCACACCUAGCUUUUGAACACACUGGAUUAUAUAGAUAUGAUUGAAUUAUUACUUAAAAUAUUAUUUUAAAAUUUCAAGAUGACAGAUGGUGGACCAGCACCUGUCAGGGUGGACACAUAAAGCAGAACACACAGAGCAUGACAAAAUAUGACAAUGAAACAUUUAUUCAACUUAAAAAAAUAUAUAAAUAUAUAUAUAUAUAAUGAUGAAUAUUAUAAUUACAUUCUCAAUCACAUUGAUAUACAAAUGAAUGCUAUGUCCAACCUGUCAUGUGUAUGUCCACCCUAUUAAGUCUAAGUGGCCGACAGGGUGGACAUUUUGGAACAACGACAGGGUGAACAUUUUGAGCUUCAAUUAGCACAUUAGUUUAUAGCCUACAAUAGCUAGUCUGGUUCUUAAAGAGAAUUUGGUAUAUUUAAACGUACAUAAUUUGAAAAUGCUGUAUUCUAAUCACUUCCAGUACAUUUUAUGCCAACAAGGGGGACAUGUUAAACUUAGGAAAAGCAUGUAAGCAAACUCAUAUGAAAAAAACUGUCAAUUUAAAAGUCAUCAACUUACUCACAUCAGCUGUUGAAAUUCUUGCCACAGAAGAGACAAAAAAUCUGCUGUCCUGAUGUCACUAAAGGGGAUUGCCUUUUUUAAAGGGGCGGAUUCCCCAAUAGGACAGGGUGGACAACCAUUCAGGGCAAAUUCUUCUUUUUUUAUAAAAUAAAAAUAUCAUUUUUAUUACUAAAUGAUCAAUCCACUCAAAUUGAGUAAUCUCUUAUUUAACAAAAUAUUAGUAGGAGAACGAGAAUUGUAUGAUUUGACUAUAUUCUACUCUCAUUCAAAUUUAAUGAGCAGUGCAUGGGACACCAAACAAAAAAAAAAAAGAAAAAUGAGAAUAUGUAGCCAAGAGCCAACUAAUACUUUUGUUAUGAAUAUAAAAACUUAGUGUAAUAUAACACAUUUCAUAGUCAUUUUUAUGUCAAAUUAUCAUGGCAAAUUAGUUAUUUAUGUACAAGACACCAAAAGGCACCCUACAGUGAUACUGGCCCGGGCGUAGCAUCAUAACAGUAUGGAUGAACCACUAAUGUGACAUGGACGAUUUAAUCGAUGUCCUUACGACAUUUUUGGGCCUUCAAAAUGGUAGUUGCAUUCCUAAAAUGAACGAAGGUCUUACAGGAUUGGAAUGACAUGAGUGUGAGUAAUUAAUGACAGAAUUUUCAUUGUUGGGUGAACUAUCCUUUUAAAACUGGCUGUAUUUGAGCACGACGUUGCUGUUUCAGCACUUACAUCUGAUGUAAUCAUGGUUAAGUAACAACUUUUAAUUUAAACAACACUUAAAUAACAUUACCUGAAACACUGAGGGUGAUGUAUGGUCAGUACAACUUGGGUUUGGUGUGUUUAACGCAGAACGUUGUUUAAAAAUGCCCUGGCAUUAAUUAUGCUUAAGUAGCACGUGCGGUGGAUAUAUAUUUUGUUGGCAGUUUAAUUAAAUAUGAGUAUGGUCAGGAGUGAAUGCACAAUGUCUGCAGAUAGCCAGGAAAUGCCACAGCUUCAAGCAAACAUUGAAAUUCUGGGUGUAUGAUAAUCAAGUAUAUUCAGAAUGGCAUGCGACCUUGUAGUUUUGACAAUGGUGUGGUGUAUGCAUACUAUGCACAAAUUGUCUGUGUACAUGGAUGAUAUACAAUGCAAUGCAUUUCACCUGAUCUUUGUUUUUAAUAAAAAUGAUGAUGAACAGUGAUGAUUUAAAGAAAAAUUAUAUAAGAUGUAACAUCUAAUGUAACUCAUUAUUUGAUUAAACUGGGAAAUAUGAAGACAAUUAUAUUGUUAAAUACAUUUUAGACUGGCUGUGUCCAAAAGCUUUGGCAGCUGACUUGUUGCUUAGCUGCCUUAUCAGGCAAUGUCUUUGCAGGCGGUGUUUGCACAUGAAGGAACCUCACAAAAUCACUUCGGACAGACUUCUGAGGCAGCAGGAAAUUUGAAUGAUCUACAACAAAAUCUAUUUUUAUCUAUUAGAGCUUUGGUGACAUUUUAUUACUACAAUACUAAUUACUUGUUAGAAAUAACAUCAAAAGUGGAGCAAUUUGGUCAAAAACACUUGAAAUGAGCACCAGCUGUAGCUUUUAGAUGCCAUAUCUUAUUAUAGGAUAUAUAGGCAGUGAAGGAUUCAUCUAUGCUGUCUUCAAAAAACAGUCAGACAAAGGUAU
Messenger RNA from Labeo rohita (rohu), 4844 nucleotides. RefSeq names its product histamine receptor H1 (gene hrh1). The record is from RefSeq and is a predicted model, not a curated record. NCBI's taxonomy places the organism in Eukaryota, Metazoa, Chordata, Actinopteri, Cypriniformes, Cyprinidae. Gene Ontology annotation, biological process: regulation of vascular permeability; adenylate cyclase-activating adrenergic receptor signaling pathway; positive regulation of vasoconstriction. Gene Ontology annotation, molecular function: histamine receptor activity. Gene Ontology annotation, cellular component: membrane. The transcript is spliced from 2 exons. Bases 114 to 1760 code for a protein of 548 amino acids.